This is a messenger RNA of Adineta steineri, 1476 nucleotides long. The record is from the annotation of a GenBank genome assembly. NCBI's taxonomy places the organism in Eukaryota, Metazoa, Rotifera, Eurotatoria, Adinetida, Adinetidae.
AUGCGUUGGUUGGCAGAAGAUUUUGCACAUGAAAAACGUUGGAAACAAAUGAUGGCGAAGAAACUUUCAUUAGCUAUAUUAAAAUAUUUUCGUGAAAAAAAUCAAGCGGAAAAUCAACAACAACGUGAUGAACUUAAACGUUUACGUAAACAAGCACUAUUUGUAUGUAAAGAAGUAAUGAAUUUUUGGAAAAAUAUGCAUAAAGUAGCUGAAUUUAAAGAAACAACACGUAUACAAGAAUUACGUAAACAUCAAUUAGAUUUACAUUUAAAUUUUAUUGUUGAUCAAACAGAAAAAUAUUCCGAUUGGUUAGUUAAAUCAUUGAAAAGUGAAUCAAAUGCAGAUGAUGAUGAUAAAGAUUUUAAUCUAACUGAAGAUAUGAAUGAUGAUGAUAAUGAAGAAACAAUUGAACGUGAAGAAGAAGAUGAACAAGAUGAAUAUGCUGCUAAUGAAUUAAAAGAAUUAGAAGCUGAUCGAGAAGAAUCUAUUAAUGAUUUAUUAAAACGUUAUUAUGGAAUUGAUAUAUCAAAUUCUUCAAGUGAAAAAGAAAAUAAUAUUCCAAUUGAUAUUAAAGAAGAUGAUAAAAGUCAAUCACCAGCAACAACAACAACAAUAGAAGAUGAAAAUGAAACAAAACAAGAACUAGUAGAAGAUAAAGAAAUGAAUGAUUUAGCUACGACUGCUCAAGCACUUCAACCAACUGGAUUUACAUUAAAUACAACUGAAGUUAAAACACCGGUGCCAUUUUUAAUUAAACAUUCACUUAGAGAAUAUCAACAUGUUGGUUUAGAUUGGCUUGUUACAUUAUAUGAAAAUAAACUUAAUUGUAUUUUAGCUGACGAAAUGGGUUUAGGUAAAACUAUUCAAACAAUUGCAUUACUUGCUCAUUUAGCAUGUGAAAAAGGUGUUUGGGGUCCACAUUUAAUUGUUGUUCCAACAAGUGUUAUGUUGAAUUGGGAAUUAGAAUUUAAAAAAUGGUGUCCAGCAUUUAAAAUUCUAACAUAUUAUGGUUCUGUUAAAGAACGUCAAUUAAAACGUCAAGGUUGGACAAAAGUUAAUGCAUUUCAUGUAUGCAUAACAUCAUAUAAACUUGUUCUACAAGAUGCAAAAGCAUUUCGUCGUAAAAAAUGGAAAUAUUUAAUCUUAGAUGAAGCACAAAAUAUAAAAAAUUUUAAAUCACAACGUUGGCAAACAUUAUUAAAUUUUCAUUCCCAACGACGUUUAUUAUUAACAGGUACACCAUUACAAAAUUCUUUGAUGGAAUUAUGGUCAUUAAUGCAUUUUUUAAUGCCAAAUUUAUUUGCAUCACAUCAUGAAUUUCGUGAAUGGUUUUCCAAUCCGUUAACUGAAAUGAUUGAACAAGGACAAACAAAUGCAAAUGAUUCAUUAAUUAAACGUUUACAUAAAGUUUUACGUCCAUUUAUUUUACGACGUUUAAAAGUUGAUGUUGAAAAACAAAUGCCAAAAAAAACAUGA